CAAAAUUUCCCCAUUUCCUUUGCAUCUCCCGCGACCGCGACAGAGGCGGCGCCGGUCGCCAACUAACCACGGCGGCGCGGCCGGCCCCUUCGCCGGCGCACUUGCCUUGCACUUGCGCGCGGAUCCGUCGAUCUCGCAAGCCUGCGUCACGCGCGUGGCCGAGGGCGGCUGCCGCUGCACGCCGGCGACGACGCAGGCCAUGGAGGGCUUUGGCUGCCGUUGUCCUCCACGCGCAGCUCGCGCCACGGGGAUCCCUCCUUCCCGGCGUCCUCCACUAGGCUGUUACGCCGCGGCAGUACUCCGAUGUGCUGCGUCCAGGCGGUCUCCGAUGUGUGGCCGACCUGAGCCCACAAGAAUCGACACUGCUAUGUGGCUUGGUGGAUGUACGGCGGCUCCCAACCUUUGUGCUGGAGGAUGGGAAGACGAGGCACACGUUCUACAUAUUGGCCAAGUAGGCCCUCAAGUUUGAGUGCUCGAGUGGCUGUGAGAUACAGGGAAACUUGAAGAAGAUGUUGGCCAAGGCUGAAUCUGAACUCAGCAACCGUGUAUUCUUCUGGUCUUAUGGGUGCUGUAUACAGUGGUAUCCUCCUCAAGUGGUCACUGUUGUGGUGACGACAGUAGUCUUCUUCGGCUACAACCAUACUGUCUUCAUCAAACACACCAUGCAGAUCAUUUGUCGAGCACCGGGAUGACGACUUGGAGGAUUCCAGAACAUGUGCAGUAGUAUUGGCCGCAGAAAACACUAAAGUUUCAGAUGUUCUUAAGCAGAAGGCUACAAAACCCGUGGAAUGGCUAAUGCUUUGCUCUGCGUGUGGGAGGAAGCUGCUCGUGAUCUGCAUGCCACGUCAAGCAUUGAGUGUGAUGGUGGAGCCUCAUGCACACAAGAUGGUGGAGCACCGCUGGAGGUAUGGCAACAGUGGAUACUGAGUGAAGAAAGAAAGCUGAGCAUCAUCGGCUUCAUCGUCGUGCCGACGCACACUGGUGGUGGACAGAGGACGUGCUUGCGGCUGAGCCUUGUGCAUUGUCUGGUGGUGGCAGGUAGCUUCUGGGACGCUGAGCCAGGGUGGAUUGUUGGGGAUGGUGAGUCGCCGGCUAGGACGACAUGGCCUGGCUAUGUGCUGUAGGCGUGGCUCAUCUUUUGCUGAUUGAGUCGGCCGUCCUUUUCGGGUUGUGCUGCUGGUUCUUAGUCUAUGUUUCGAAUCGUUGUAGUAAUAUACUACCCCCUCUGUGUAUAAAAGGAUGUCUUAACUUUGCCAAACUUUGGAUGCAUCUACUAAACCCAUUGAGGACAACGAGGCCAGGCCAUGUCGUUUGGUCUGGCUGUCUGGACAGCCCUAGCAGCUUCUCUAUGUGAAAAAAAUGCUUCAUUGGUUGUAA
Messenger RNA from Lolium perenne, 1377 nucleotides. RefSeq lists its product as uncharacterized. NCBI's taxonomy places the organism in Eukaryota, Viridiplantae, Streptophyta, Magnoliopsida, Poales, Poaceae. The record is from RefSeq and is a predicted model, not a curated record.